AUGUCCCUGGACACACUCAGCCCGAACGGACUCUAUAUCCUCCUAUACGUCAGACAGCACCCGCCCAUGCCAAACAACUUCCAUUGGGCAUUUUACUUCCACAAAAGUCCCCAGCAAGGCGGCACAAAGUACCACGUCAAAGACAUCGGCCAAGGCUGGAUUCCUGACCAUGGAGUCAACCACGCGGUGAUGAAAGAGUUUCUUCUUGUGGGGUUAUUUCAAAUCGCCCAUGUGCCCACUGGGCAGGAAGAGUAUUUGGAUCGGACGAUGAGGACGUUUGAUGGACAGUUGAACGUGUCGGAGACAACGUGUCGGAUCUGGAUUCUGUGGGUUCUGGCCUUGUUGCAACGCCCUGUUGAUGGACGGAGACUUUUGGAGUGUGAUGAUAUACAGGCGCUGGAAGAAGAGAUUAAGGACUGGGGGAAUGGGAAUGCGAUGGGGGCUGCGAAUAAUGAGCAGCCGAGACCAGUGGGGCGAUCUUCUCUUUGUGGGCUUUGA
Penicillium verhagenii is the source of this 498-nucleotide messenger RNA. RefSeq lists its product as uncharacterized. Bases 1 to 498 code for a protein of 165 amino acids. The transcript has a single exon. NCBI's taxonomy places the organism in Eukaryota, Fungi, Ascomycota, Eurotiomycetes, Eurotiales, Aspergillaceae. The record is from RefSeq and is a predicted model, not a curated record.